Messenger RNA from Schistosoma curassoni, 492 nucleotides. Lineage: Eukaryota; Metazoa; Platyhelminthes; Trematoda; Strigeidida; Schistosomatidae. The record is from the annotation of a GenBank genome assembly.
AUGCACCAAAGCGUGAUGGUGUUUUGUGAAACCAAGCCUACCAAUACAACCACUGUUAGUAAAAUCCGUAUCACGAAUUUCGGCUGCGCCAAAGCAAUAGAUUCGAUACUUACAUACAUGCUCCGCCCACGUGCUCUUACUUCUGCCUUAAGAAAGAUGAAUACUGGCGGAAUACAAUCAGUUAUGUUAUUUAAUCCUGAAGGUGUUCUUCUUGCCUACACGAGCCUUGCUGGUGAUAGUGAGCGAUCUAAAGCCGCAAUCGCAGCUAAUGUUUGGAAUAUAUAUCAGCGCCAACUAGAGUCCAGUGAAUCGGAUACUGUCCAGGAAAUAAUCUUGAAAUUGUCUGAAGGCAGACUAAUAAUUACACGUGUAGCGUCAGUUCUUCUUUGCCUCCAUGCCUCCAAAGAUGUGGGUUUGGGAAUGUUACGAGCUAAGAUGAAUGCUCUAGUACAAAAUUUACAAGAGCCAUUGAGUAUUAUUGCAGCUUCCUAA